GCUAUACAUUAAGAUUGUUAUACUCCAAAAAAACUAAAGUAGAAGAAGAAGUGUCUUGUUAUCUCGGGUGAAGAUGGCGGCUCCGCCUGACGAGCAGAGUUUAGAGUCCCGCAUUAACAAAGCGACCAACCCUUUAAAUCGAGAAAGUGACUGGGAGAGUAUUCAACUGUUCUGUGACCAACUCGGCAAUGAACCUGAAGGUCCACAGUUGGCCACCAGGCUUCUUGCUCACAAGAUUCAAUCCCCUCAGGAGUGGGAGGCCAUGCAGGCGCUCAUGGUUCUAGAGACCUGUGUGAAGAACUGUGGGAAAAGGUUCCAUAAUGAGGUGGGGAAGUUCCGUUUCCUGAAUGAGCUUAUCAAAGUGGUUUCCCCUAAGUAUCUUGGCUCUCGAGCCCCAGAACCAGUGAAGAAAAAAGUUCUAGAGAUGAUGUACAGCUGGACUGUGAGUUUACCAGAAGAGACAAAGAUUUCUGAUGCUUAUCAGAUGCUUAAGAAACAAGGUAUUAUUAAACAGGACCCAGACCUUCCUGAUGACAAGCCCUGCCCUCCUCCAAUGCCCAGGCCUAAAAAUGCCAUCUUUGAGGAUGAGGAGAAAUCAAAGAUGUUGUCACGUCUUCUGAAUAGCUCACACCCUGAGGACCUGCGGGCGGCAAACAAACUCAUUAAAGAAAUGGUUCAGGAGGAUCAGAAGCGUAUGGAGAAGGUGUCGAAGAGAGUGAAUGCUAUUCAGGAAGUAAAGGAGAGUGUUGGGCUUCUCACACAGUUACUGGGAGAUUACAGCAAAGAGAGCGGCCCACAUAGCAAUGAGGAGCUAAUUAAGGAUCUGUACCAGCGCUGUGAGAAAAUGAGACCUACUCUGUUCAGACUGGCCAGUGAUACUGAGGACAACGAUGAAGCUCUUGCUGAGAUCUUACAGGCGAAUGACAGCUUAACACAGGUGAUAAAUCUGUACAGACUGCUGGUGAAAGGUGAGGAGGUGAAUGGAGACACCAGCAGCACAGCCAGACUCCCAGCCCGCAGUACUGCUCUCUUGGAUCUGACAGGACUGGAUACCUCUCCUUUGGCUCAGUCUUUCUCUGAAGUUCCCUCUCAGACACCUUUUUCACAAGAGCUGGGAAUCAGCCUUUUGGAUGAUGAGCUCAUGUCCCUGGGCUUGACUGAAGUCAAUUCUAAUCUGGCAACUUCUCAGCCUGGAGAUGACAUGACAUGGAAUACUUUUCAGUCAUCAGAGUCUGUGGAUGAAGCUGUUAUGCCGACCCCUGCAGUGCUGUUGCCAGUGGCGAGUGCUACCAAGACACUUGUUACUGUGCCUGUGACAUCCACUAAUUCCCUAGAUGAGUUAGACCUGUUGGGUAAGACACUGAUGCAGCAGUCUCUACCCCCAGAAAGUCUUCAAGUCAAAUGGGACAAACUUCAGUCUCAGUCCAAGCCCACACUACGAGACCUUCAGAUCAAGUCUGGAACCAACACUGCUACAACCCCCAGCCCUGUGUUGUCCUUUUCCUCUGAGGCGGGCACUCUCCUGAAUUCACAGCUCCCAGCAGGCAUCAAUCCAGCUUCUGCCCCUCAAGCUGACAUAUCAUUGGUGAAUGUGACUGUGCCACUGGAGUCUAUCAAACCUAGUAGCUUGUUACCUGUGACAAUCUUCGAUAAACACAGCCUUCGAGUUCUGUUUCAUUUUGCAAGAGACUCUCCACCAUCACGGCCAGAUGUUUUAGUGGUGAUAAUCUCCAUGUUGUCAUCUGCCCCUGUGCCCAUCACAAAUGUUCGAUUCCAGGCAGCUGUUCCUAAGACUAUGAGAGUAAAGCUGCAGCCACCCUUGGGAACAGAUUUACCUGCCUUCAAUCCUUUAUUGCCUCCUGCCGCCAUUACACAGGUCCUGCUUUUAGCCAACCCUCACAAGGAGAAGGUGCGGUUGAGAUACAAACUGACAUUUGAUUUAGGACAAGAAUCACACGAUGAGAGUGGAGAUGUGGAGCAGUUCCCUCCACCAGAGUCCUGGGGAAACCUUUAAAA
Carassius carassius (crucian carp) is the source of this 2016-nucleotide messenger RNA. It is a transcript of the gene gga1, whose product is annotated as golgi-associated, gamma adaptin ear containing, ARF binding protein 1. The record is from RefSeq and is a predicted model, not a curated record. Gene Ontology annotation, molecular function: phosphatidylinositol binding; small GTPase binding; ubiquitin binding. The transcript is spliced from 17 exons. The coding region runs from base 74 to 2014 and encodes 646 amino acids. Gene Ontology annotation, biological process: intracellular protein transport; vesicle-mediated transport. NCBI's taxonomy places the organism in Eukaryota, Metazoa, Chordata, Actinopteri, Cypriniformes, Cyprinidae. Gene Ontology annotation, cellular component: trans-Golgi network.